Molecule: messenger RNA, 1200 nt
Organism: Ceratitis capitata (Mediterranean fruit fly)
Lineage: Eukaryota; Metazoa; Arthropoda; Insecta; Diptera; Tephritidae
Product: BTB/POZ domain-containing protein 2-like
Exons: 2
Coding region: 129-1034 (301 amino acids)
Biological process (GO): neurogenesis
Cellular component (GO): cytosol; P-body
Molecular function (GO): protein binding
Source: RefSeq, a predicted model, not a curated record
UUUUGAAUAUUUCUUUUAAUUUGGUUUGUUAUCGAUAUCGGCAUUGUUUCCUUCGUUAAACGGUUUUCAAACGAUUUCUGAAUCUGCGGUUUUAAAGACUAUAGUACAAAUAAACUUCUCAGAAAGUAAUGGCGUUAAAUGGGGAUGUUUGGCAGAACUUAAGUUAUACCAAAAAGGUAGCUUUACUUGGGUCACUGCGUACCGAUUGCAGUUUCAUUAUUGGUAGAGGUGUUAAUGCGAAAAUUAUAGGAGCCCAUAAAUCAAUACUAUCUCGAGGUUCGACCGUUUUUGAAAGUAUGUUUAAUGGUAAUUAUCAAGAAGCGAAUAACGAUGCUCCUAUACCGUUACCAAAUGUUGAGGACUUUGCUGACUUCAAAGUGAUAUUGGAGCAUGUUUACUAUAAGAAGAUGCCGUUAUUAGAUAAAAUAAGUUUGGAACGGUUAAAGCAUGUUUCAUACCUAGCAGAUUACUUCUUAUUGGAUGAAAUCGUGACAAAUUGUCAUAUUAAAGUGGUGAAAUACGCUGCGGAGAAUGUCAUAAAUUUGUAUGAUUUCGUACAAUUGUUUGAAUAUGAAAAAAGGCAUAAACUGGAUUCGAUUUAUGUGAAAACAGAACAGCGCACUAGUAUUCCGCUGGUAGAAUUUAAAAACACGUGUUGGUUUGAUUCGAAGGAAUUAUUACAAAAUUCAUCCAUCUACGAUUUAUCAGGUUUAGAUUUCUAUGAUUUACUUCUGUUGCCAGUUCUUAAAUUAACGGAGAUAGAACGUUUCAUUUUAAUUGAAAACUACGCGAAAAUAAAUAAUUUAAAUAUGGAUGAAUUUGUUGUAAAUAAACUAGGCGGUGACGGAGAUGAUGGCGAUAAUGCCAAAAUAAUACCUCCAAGUAAGGAUAUAACUCUUAAUGAAAUGUUCGAUCUAAUUAAUUUUUCAAAAAUGACGGAAAAAGAAUUCAAAAAGGGCCCUGCUUCUUCAAGGAUUUGGAACAUAUCACCAGAAGAAAAGCUUGAAAUAUCUCUUCAGCUUUGUAAGGUCUAAGCCAUACGGGUAUAGUACAGCCUACACCAAAAAGUUUACUAGUUUCUUGUAUUUAUUCCUGUUAAUAGAAAUGUAAUUGAAACCUUCGUUGUAAUGAAAUUAAAGCAAAAAUUAAAUUCCUUUUUUUUUUACUUGUUUACACAAGGAGAGUUCAAUAUUCACACAA